Lolium perenne is the source of this 2100-nucleotide messenger RNA. Its product is annotated as F-box/FBD/LRR-repeat protein At5g44980. Lineage: Eukaryota; Viridiplantae; Streptophyta; Magnoliopsida; Poales; Poaceae. The record is from RefSeq and is a predicted model, not a curated record. Gene Ontology annotation, molecular function: protein binding.
AAUCCUGUCUCCGCGGAGUAGAUAGCCCACACCCAACGGGCGCCGUCUCCGGCUCGAAGCCUACAAAACAAAGAUAGACAGACAUGAGAUGAGAGCUAGAGAAAUAGAUAUCUUUAGGACGGAAAACGGAAGUGAUUUCUCUGCUAGAUCCGAGGGAGGAAGGUAUCGUUGAUUACACUUCGUAGAUGGGGGGCGCCCUGCAACGGCGUCGCCGGAGAACCCGAGAUCUGCGUUGGAGGAUUGCCUUGACUGGUAAAAGAAAGAGAUUACUCUGUCAAGAAGAUGGCAAUAGUGAUAAUCAAGCUGGCGAAAUCAUAAUAAGUUCAAUCCCUGACCUUCUGAAAAGAAAGGGAUUAACCUGUCGAGAAUAUGACAUUGAUGAUUCUCAAGCUGGCAAUACAAUUAGAAGUUCAAUCCCAGAUCUUUCUGUUAAAAUAAAGGGUUUACCCUCCCAAGAAGAUGACAAUGGUGAUAUUCAAGCUGGCAAAAUAAUAAGAAGUUCUAUUCCAGACCUUCCGGAGGACAUACUGUUGCGUAUACAUUCGUUAAUGCCAAUGCGUGAAGCUGCUCGUGCUGCUUGCAUAUCUCACUCUUUCUUACAUUCCUGGAGAUGUUAUUCCAAUCUCAUAUUUAAUAAGGACACAAUUGGCUUGAAGAAAACAUCGCGUGGUGAGAAUUUCCACCACAAAAUUGACCGCAUUCUGAGGAACCAUCAAGGCAUUAGCUUGAAAACAUUCAAGCUUGACUAUAGUGGUAUGUGCGGGUUUGAUGGAACUAGUUAUCUUGACAGAUGGCUUCAAAUUGCUCUUAAACCGGGGUUUGAAGAACUCACACUUGAGCUGCCUGAAACCAAGAGAAUAUACAACUUCCCGUGUUCAUAUUUAUUUGAUAGUGUUCGAAACUCACUUCGGUACCUUAAACUUCGUCAUUGUGCCCUCCAUCCCACAGUUGAACUUGGCCCCUUGAGAAGCCUAACAAGUCUGCAUCUGUGGUUUGUGAGCAUUACAUGGGCUGAGCUAGAGUGCCUUCUUUCCAAUUCUCUUGCUUUGGAGCAUUUAGAUGUUUGUCGUUGCAUGGAGAUUAGAUCCCUGAAGUUACCUUCUGUCCUGCAACGCCUCAGCAGCCUUACUGUUAUGGACUGCUUGAGCCUGAAAGUGAUAGAGAGCAAAGCUCCGAACCUCUCUAAUUUUUACGUGAGAGGACACUGGGUUGACUUCUCGCUAGUCGAAACAUUGCAAAUGAGGAAACUAGACAUCGGACAACAAAAUUUUAUCCGUGAUGCUCGUGCCAAGCUGCCAUCCAUUAUGCCAAAUAUUGAAACUCUUGUCAUAGGAUCAAGGUGGGAGGUGGUUGAUGCACCAAUGCUGCCUACCACAUUCCUCUACCUUAAGCACCUGAGCAUUCGAAUGGCAUUAGGAUCCUCUGCUGCUCGGCAAUAUGACUAUGUUUCUCUGGUUUCUUUCCUUGAUGCGGCUCCUGCAUUGGAGACUUUGAUAUUAGAAACGCUUCAGCUACGCAUGUUGAAUGAAUCGAUUUUUGUGGACUCACAACUGAGGCACAUACCCAAACGCCACCAUGGCUGCCUCAAGAGUGUGAAGAUCAGUCAUUUAAACAGCGCGAAGAGCUUGGUUGAACUUAUAUGUUAUAUUCUCAAGAAUGCUGUGUCGCUUGAGCAGCUUACAUUGGACCCCAUUUAUGGGGAGAGGUGUUAUCAUGGUAAGUAUGAACAUUGUGCUCCCGUUACGGAAGGGCUUCUGAUGGAAGCCCGGAGAGGGCUCUCGGCUAUCCGAACAUAUGUUGAGAAGGAAGUUCCAUCUAGAGUCGAAUUAACUGUUCUGGAGCCUUGCAGUCGUUGCCACACUAGGAUAUGAGAUCAAGACUGCUGAUAUCAUUGUAGUCGUGCAAUUCCAGCCUACCUUGCUUUGUUUGUUGAACUAUGUUAUGGCUGUGGUCCAAUGUACAAUAAAUUUAAUUUGGUCUUGGAUGUACCAUGCUUUGUUUCUGUACUAAAGGACAUGUUUGAUGAUUAGAUUUUGUAAUGUGACAUGCUGGUUUGUUUUCUGGAUAUAAGCUGACAGUUUAAAAUUUCAGUUUGUUUUC